CAAAAACAUAAUGAGAGUAGAAAUAAAAACAAAAGGUGGUAGAUGCAUGAGUAACAACAACAACAACUACAAUUACAAUUACAAACACAAUCUCCAUCUCUUUCUCUCUCUUUUUCUACCACAUCCUCUUCUUCCCUUCACCACCUUCCCCUUUUUCAACCAAUCCUUCUUUUCACUCAAAAUUCUUGAUUUUUUAAGUCUUGGGUUGCUUGUUCUUGUUUUCUCCACAAAAAGGUGGUAGGUUGGUGAGAGUUGACUUGGUCUACAAGGAGACAUAUAACCUUAUCUUCUAACAGGAAUUACUUAGAUUCCUUCAAAUCUAUUUCUGCAGAAUUUGACGAGCUAUGGUGAGCAUCCGAAGACGCAAGCUGUUAGGACUUUGCUCUGGACGAAGCGCCUUCUUGGUUCCACUGCCAAAGUUUUCUGACAAUGGACACUUUGCGGAUCGUUUCUUCAACAACAAACCCACUAGUGUCCAUCCAAUGCCGGCAACUGAUAUUGAUGAGUCAAAAGAGAAAAAUGCUAUAAAGGUUGCUCCUGGAUCAUCGAAUAGUCAUGCUUCUGGCUCCUUGAUGGAGCAGACCGCUCAACAAUUUCCAGAAGUUAAACGCAGAAAACGACACAGGAGAAAGCACUUUGAAAACCAAGAACCAUGCCUCAUGAGAGGUGUCUACUUUAAAAAUAUGAAAUGGCAAGCUGCAAUAAAAGUUGAUAAGAAACAAAUCCACUUGGGUACAGUUGGUACUCAAGAAGAAGCUGCUAGACUCUAUGACAGGGCUGCUUUUAUGUGUGGGAGGGAACCGAAUUUUGAACUGUCAGAGGAGGAGAAGCAGGAACUACGACAAUUCAAAUGGGAUGAAUUUUUAGCAUUUACACGCUCAGCGAUUACUAAUAAGAAAACUCGAAGACGAAGUGGGGCCGGUGCACGGAGGAAAUCCGAGCCUUCAACUUCAGCGCUGAACAGUGAGGAGGAUGAGGAAGACGAGGAGGGAGGGGAACCAGAAAGCAAUGGUUUUUCAGCCUCUGAAGAUAUAGAGCACAACAUUUUGUUCUCUUGAUCUCCUCCUCUUCCCUCCAUCUUGUGAAUGCUGGAAAAAAUAGUUCUAUUGAUUCUGUUAAAGCUAUUCAGUCACGUACUUAAAACUCGAUGAUUCUAUCAUUCGUAUAGAUUUACACAAAUAUAGGUGCCCCUAUUAGGGCGGAUGAUGAUAUAAUGUAUUUCUAUUGGCAAUGUAAUUGAGUUUGAUCUCAAGUAUGUUGUUGUGCAUGGCUCAAGAAGUAUUGUCAUGCUUGACGAAAAGUGAACUUUGACAUAUGGAAA
Messenger RNA from Lycium barbarum (goji berry), 1321 nucleotides. RefSeq names its product ethylene-responsive transcription factor-like protein At4g13040. Lineage: Eukaryota; Viridiplantae; Streptophyta; Magnoliopsida; Solanales; Solanaceae. The record is from RefSeq and is a predicted model, not a curated record. Gene Ontology annotation, molecular function: DNA binding; DNA-binding transcription factor activity. Gene Ontology annotation, biological process: regulation of DNA-templated transcription. The transcript is spliced from 8 exons. Bases 345 to 1058 code for a protein of 237 amino acids.